UCUGAGUUUAAGAAUUUUAUAAAACACUAUAUAAGAUGACAUUGCUUUCAUUUUUUGGAUGUUCCUUUAUUGCAUUUGGACCAGCAUUCUCAAUGUUUGCCAUAACAGUUGCUCCAGAUGCACAGCAAGUUAUAGUUCUCAUCAGCAGUGCAUUCUUUUGGUUGCUAUCAUUACUAACAGCAUCAAUAUGGUGGACGAUUGUAACACCCUUGAAGAAAAAUCUAGCAUUUAGCUUAUUCUUUUCUGUGUUAUUCCAAGAAUUGUUCAGAUAUGCGUGUUGGGCAUUAUUACGGCGUGCCGAAGAAGGAUUAAUAACAAUGACAAAUUCACACUCACCACUGAGGAAACUUAGAUUUCAUUAUGUAUCCGGACUCGGUUUCGGUGUUAUGAGUGGUUUAUUUGCCAUGGUGAAUAUACUGGCUGACAUCACUGGACCAGGAACAGUCGGCUUAUAUGGCGAUAAUGGAAACUUUGUCAUAAUAUCAGCUUUCCUUACUAACUGCAUGGUACUACUUCAUACGUUUUGGGGUAUCAUCUUUUUUGAAGGUCUGGACUACAAAAAGUGGAUAAAUGUUGCAGCAGUGUUUUUCUCUCAUUUACUUGUGUCUGGAUUGACUUUAUUAAACAAGGAACAAGUAUACUGGCCCGCACUAACGGUGGGGUACGCUCUUGUCGUAAUCAUGGCAGUGUGGAGUUUUUACUCUGUCGGUGGCUCCUUCGAAAACUUAAAACGAUCAGUUAAAAGACAGACCUCGCCUGAAACUUAAACGCCGUAAACCGAAAAUCCUAAAAUAACCCUUGAUGAUUAAAUGGGAAACUAAUCGAGUCCAAUAAUGGCAACAAUUGUGUUUUAUUGACGUCACUGGGGUCAGACUUUUGUUCGCUUCAAUAAUUCUUGAGAUAUGUUAUUCAAAACAAGAAUUUGAUCGCAAGACAUGCACCUAAAUUUUAAAACGUUAUAUAAUUUUUUUUGUAUACAUUUGUGUUAUAAUGAAAAAAAAUGUGCAUAUAAAAA
Molecule: messenger RNA, 1015 nt
Organism: Hydractinia symbiolongicarpus
Lineage: Eukaryota; Metazoa; Cnidaria; Hydrozoa; Anthoathecata; Hydractiniidae
Product: gamma-secretase subunit Aph-1-like
Exons: 7
Coding region: 36-767 (243 amino acids)
Biological process (GO): positive regulation of catalytic activity; protein processing
Cellular component (GO): endoplasmic reticulum; gamma-secretase complex; membrane
Molecular function (GO): protein-macromolecule adaptor activity
Source: RefSeq, a predicted model, not a curated record